UAAGCACACAAAAAGUUUUUCAUAUUUCUAUCUCUGUCAAUAUAAAAAAGAACGACAGAGAAGCAUCGUUUUGUGACAGCACGGUGAAACACGGAGUUGUCUACAUGUCACACGGGAAAGGUCACAGCCAAAAUUUGUCGGCGUUGCCGUCGUCCUACCUGUCAAAGGUAGAAAAGUAGUCGACGGAAGUUUUAAAGUUAUUUUACUAUAUUCCAACAAAGUUGUUUAGAAGCUGGAUUAUGCUAAAGUGUUAUUGAAGAAUUGAUAUGUUUAUAAUACCAAUCGGACAAAUACUAGGCGCUUGUGUAAAAAAAGGUGGUCUAAGUUGAACAACUGUUUCUGUUGUGUAGGUGGCUGUCCCGAUGAUGUGAAAGUGUAUUUUCGCAUAAAAUUUAGAUCCCAUUGUUUAAAUAUUUCCUGGUAAUUGUUGGGAAAAACAUACGAGAGGCUUGUUGUGUAAGAAUACAAUCGUUUUGCAAUGUGAAUGUUGUCUCGGAGUCGCUGUAGAUAUACCGUGGAAGUAAAUUUUGUUGCGAAGAAUCCGCAGCAAUGGAUGUGCCAUCACAAGAGACUGUGGGACUCUUGUCUUCAGACGAGGGUGGCGCGGGCGGCAGUUCAGACUCACCAGACAGCAGCGAGGACGAGGUCACCUCACACGUCCCGCCCGCCAUGACUGCCCGCGCCCAGGUGCCGACCAUCAGCGUCACGCCACAUAGCCCGGGCGUGCUCGACGACAGCCUACAACAACUACGCCAGCUCCAUGCGGCCGUGCAACGUAUGCGCGCCGCGCCGCUUCCGCUCAUGCAAGCGGGCGGCAUCAGUCGUCUCAGCACGUCUUGUCCGUCGCUUUGCAAAGAUAGCGGCGAUCCAGACUACUCCUCACCCACACACCUGGACUUAUACCCGCAUAGUCGCAAAGGCAGCGGCGAGUCCCGCUCAUGGGGCCUGUGGGACAGGCGGGAGGAGGGCCGGCGGAGCUCUUGGGCGGCACUGGAGCCCAACGCACACCAGCCCGACGCGAGCCGCCAGCGCAGUAACCUUAACGGUCACAGCGCGUCGCUAUCAUCAAUGGAGUCAGAGGGCGAGCCCCGCGCGCGGCAUUCGACGCACUCGCUCAACGAUAACGACCUAGCCAAAGACUUCGAGAAGGUGACGGCGGCGCUCCGCGCGGGCACUAGCGUGGCGGAGGGCGCGCGGCUGGCGGCGCGGCUGCCGCUGCAGAAGUCCGUGUCCACGCCCAGCAUCGUGGCCGCCGUGCAGCCCGCGCAGCCCCCGCCCGCCAACAACAUCUUGUCCGGCGGCGGUGCGAGCGAGACGGAGAGCGACGAGGACGCGUCGGCGGCCACGGUCGGGGCCACAACGCAGUUACCGGGGAGAAGAAACAACACACAUCAAGAGCAUUUGGGAUUGCAUCGAUUGGCGUUCUUGGAACAAGCGGCGUAUGACCAUCACGCAGAGAAGCGACGGAAAAGAGGCAGCUUAUUUUUCAGGAAAAAGAAGGACAAGUCCCGCAAGGCAGCGCACGCGUGGCAGGCGGCCACUUCGACCGCGGACUGCGACUGGUGCGGCCGCGCUCUCGCCGACAAGCCUGCCUUCUAUUGUGAACAUUGCACCAUGACAGUACACCAAAGCGUGUGUAAAGACUACAUUGUUGAAUGCAACAAACCUAAAUCAUCUAAGACCUCCGUCGGCAAAUCCUUGAGCGCGGCAAGUGGUAAAAGCAGCAAGAGGAGUUCAGUCUCUAGCCAGUCACAAAACCAAAAUAGCACCAGCCACGUGUGCAACGACGACAAAGACUCGGACCAUAAGCAUGACCAAAGCAAUGCAUCAGACGACGCAGGAGCGGCAGAGUGGCCGGAGGCCUAUCUGACCCCCGACCUGCUCGGUGAAGAGGCAAUUUUACUAGGCCUGGGGGCCUCAGAGCCCGACACGUGGGCUGCGGGCGCGCCCAAAGGGCUGGCUAAGGCCAUUGGAGACCGGGAGACGAAGAGGCAGGAGCAUAUCUACGAGUUGAUAUUGACUGAGAAACACCAUUGCCUUACGAUAAGGCUUAUGCAGAAGAUGUUCGCAGAAGGCAUGCUCCGAUUCCCCGGCAUAAGCUCAGCUCAAGUUUCCAGAAUGUUCCCCUGUGUAGAAGAACUAUGGACGUUACACGCGGCCUUACUGUCCCGGCUACGGGCACGGCAGCGAGCGUCGGCGCAAAUCGCUUCUGUAGCUGAUAUCCUGGCUGACACCUUCGCUGCCCCGGCCAGGCAUCGACUAAAGGCUGCUUAUGGUGAAUUCUGUUCCCGGCACCGCGACGCCGUGGACGUGUUCAAGGAGUGCUGCGCGCGCGAGCCCCGGCUGGCGCGGUUCAUACGCAAGUGCCAACAGAACCCUCUGCUUAGGAAGAAGGGUGUCCCAGAGUGCGUGCUAUUCGUGGCACAGAGGCUCACCAAAUAUCCACUGCUGCUGGAACCAUUACUCAAGACGGCGGGAGACGAUAUCAACGAGAGAGAGCUGCUGCAGAAGGCACUGUGUGGCGUUAAGGAAAUAUUAGUAGACGUGGACAACCAAGUGGCGGCGAAAGAGCGAGAAGACAGAAAGCUGGAGAUCUACCACCGAAUCGACGCGAAGUCCUUCGCCAACUUCCGCGGGCGCAAGUUUAAGAAGAGCGACAUACUGCAAGGGAACAGGAGUCUUAAGUUCGAAGGAGUAGCGACGUUAAUGCAGGGUCGCAGCAAAAUGCAGACGCUCCUAGUGAUCGUGCUGACAGACGUCCUGUUCUUUCUGCACGACAAUAACAACAAAUACACCUUCUUCACACCUGACAAUAAGACUGGAGUGGUAUCGCUGGUGAAGCUGCUGGUCCGCGAGAAGGCGGGCGCGGAGGGGCGCGGGCUGUACCUGAUCUGCAGCGGGCCCGCCGAGCCCGAGAUGUUCGAGCUGCGCGUGCACCGCCCCAAGGACAUCCACGCCUGGAUACACAACAUCAGGCUGGCGGUGUCGCAGUGCCCGUCGGAGGCGGAGGAGGCGGAGGGCGCGCACGCGUCGGCCGAGGAGCGCCAGCGCGCGCUCGACGCCCGCUACGAGAGCAUAAGACUGAUCACUGAGGCGUUGCGUGUGAAGGACAGAGAGCACGCGACGCUGCUAGAAGAAAAAAUGGCACUGCACAUGAAAAUGGUGGGACACACGGGCACCUCCACGCUCGACGUGCCCAGCACAGGUGUGAACACAGUAUUUCCAGGGGGCUUGGUGUUCCCAGACUAUGUGCGGCUGGCGGCUCCACAACCUGACACACACGCGUUAUGGCAGGAGGUGUGCCGCGUUGUCAAGGACGCACUGGAAGCAUCGAGCGGCGCUUGGAGCGGUAGCAGCGCUUUAGGGCGAAGUACGAGCUCGGCGGGCGAGCGACAUUCGUGCGCCUACGAGAGCCCCGCGCUACCGCGGCGGGCGGACACCUUCGCCGGCUUCGAUGCCACCACCAACCGACACAGAGGCGUCAACCUCCGGUUAUCAACGGACACGCCAGAGGAGGCUGAAGGCGAGACGGAACCUCACGAGCCCCACGAAGCUCCCGACAGACCACGCGUCUACGAGCAGACAGGCGGCGACAGCGCGCUCAAACUGCAGCACGCUGUGUACACGCUCACCUGCAUCGUGUGGCAGCAGCUCACCACUAUACACAGCCUGGAAGCGCAAGUGAUGGCGUGGCGCGCGGCGCCGGGCGGCGGCGGCGCGGCGCGCGGGCACGAGGCGCAGCUGGAGGAGCUGCGCCACCUGCAGGCGCGCCUCACGGCCGAGCGCGCCGCCUGGGAGCACUGCCGGGCGCGCGACCACGCCAGCAUCGCCGACGAAAAGCGGCAGCUUCAAGCGGCGCGUGAAGAGCUGCUAGAACAACAGAAAGACGUCGAACAGCAACGGGAGAGGCUCUUCAGGCGUCUCGAGAGGCUCCAGCAACACGGCGGCUCACAAGAGGAGAUCGCGAGUGUUGGUACGCUGUCGCCCGACUCCAGCGUCAGCGAUACCACGAGGAGAAAAGAACCUAAGUGGCGAAACAGCCGCGGCUCGACGGGGUCGGAGGGCGCGCCGCCGCCGCGCGCGCUGCCGCCGCCGCAGCUGCUGUCCGCGCAGAACGAGAGCCGCGCCACCGCCGCCAUCUCUCAAAUGGUGAUCAAACAGCAGCUACCACUAAAGCUGGCGAGUGGCAAGUCCCAGCAGCCGCCGCCCGGCUACCACCGCCUACACGAGUCCCCGAGCGAGCACUCGACCGGGCUCGUGAUCCACCACACGCGGACCGGCAGCUCGCCCGCUCCGUUGCCUACACAGCCGCCGCUCAACAAUAAAGCUACCAGAACAAACACAUACCCCAAAUUGCCGGACAAGUUCCGCGUGCGCACGCCGGACGCGCACGCGGCGGCGGGCGGGCCGGCGCCGGGCGCGGGCGCGGGCGCGGGCGAGGAGGAGGUCAUCUACUUCUGACCCCCGCGCGGCCCGCCGCCGCCGCACGCGCGCCGCUCCUGAGACUGCCGCCUGUCCUAACUGCCGUGUCCCAUCCCACCCCCUCCGGCCGGCCCGAGCGACUGCGUUCAUUACCGGUAACCUCAUUCAACUUUGCUCGGCGACUCGAAAAAACAAAACAUAUGUUUAGUGUUUGAAAACAUCGCGUGUGACGGGGACUUGCUUGAAUAAGUGUUACAUUUAAUGAACGUUUUUGCGUACAGAUUACGUUUACUUGGUACUUUCGGUCUUAAACCUCUUCAUAUUUUCAGACAAUGUGGCGAUGUCUCAACUUCAAUUUUUACCAUCCUAAACGAUCCACCUUAACUAUACUUAAUACAAGAAUUUGCAAAACAAUUUAAAAAAUCCAUAUCUUGCAAAAUGAUGCCAAGCGGUUAAGAGUCCCCGGCGAGCUCGGCCAAAUUACACCUUCCCAUACAAACGGAGUUUCGUUCUCAUUUUAAAACUACGUGUUGAAUUAUAAUGAAACUUUGCACAUACAAUAACAUAAGGUAUAUCUAGUCCUGUAAUUAGUUUGUAUAGCUUCAGUUUAUAAAACAAACAAAAUGGAACAAAAACAAUGUUUGUAUUCGCUGUAUUUUUUUAACUAUGGUAUCUGAAGCUACAUUAACUAAUUACAAGACUAAAUAUACCUUAUCUUAUUGUAAGUACAAAAUUUCAAAACAAUCUAGCCAGUCGUUUUGAAAUAAAAGCGUAACUACAUUUGUAUGAAGAAUCGAGCUUCCUGGGCACCCUUAAGAGCCUCGAGACGUAAUUAAUUGCCAUAAAAUUAUUUAUUAAUAUUUAUAAAAGUAUAAUCAAGAUCUCUAAAGACACUGCCGCAUACUUGAUUUUAACACUUAUUUAAACUCUCUCAUAUAUGUAUUUAUAAUACCUCGGUAAGUUAUGGACACCCAACUCAUGAAUGUAUGCUCAAACGACAUACAUAACUAUACUUACAUUAAAUCUAAGUGACAUAAACAUUGUUACCGACGACACAUUACUACUAUCAGCAUUUUCUUUUCACACACUAAAAAGCUGAAGGAAAACAAGGUCAAUAUGGAUAAGUGUGGCUGCGGGGUAAGAGUGGCAUGCCUUCACAUUGGGGCCUGUUUACACAUUGAUUAGCGUUUAUUGCAAGUUCAUACAUGUCCCACUAAACGCAAGUAGUAAGCAACCAAUGUGUAAACUCGAAAUAAACACUAAUAAAAUGUGUAAACACUAACCCCCUCAUUCAUAAACGCGUACUAAAGUUACGAUGUCGCUAAUAAUCGUUUGUCCCUUUCCGACGUAUUGGUAUGAUGGAAAGGGACAAACGAUUAUUAACGGCAUCGUAACUUUAGUACACGUUUAUGAAUAAGGGGGUUAAAGGAUUUAGACUGAAGAUUCCAUGACUGUCAUUUUCUGUACAAGACAGUCAGCCGAUUUUUGCGGCGGAGGGGCUUGUAAAUACAUGAUGUAAAAAUAGCCAUGUCAGAUAAACGUCAGUCCAUACAAAACUAUGCACAAUUGUACAAGGUUUACAGCAUAAGGGUAAGCUAAAAUGCUCAAAGGUAAACCGGUCCAGGUGUGACGGACAGCCACACUUAUCCGCAUUGACCUUAAACAAAAAGGUAUUAUGUAACAACAAAAUUGUGACUUACGUGUGUCACAAUUUAUUAUUAUACAUUCCCCCAUUAUUGUAUAAUUGUUUUAAUGAACUUAAUAUUACGCUUUAAACUAUUUUUGUAUUAUAUAUAAGUAAAUUGUAAUCACCGUUACGUACUUAACAGGGGCCAUCGUACUUAUUUUAUUUAAAACGAAUAUCAAAUCACUCGAAAUGUACAAACUUAAAAUUGAACAUUCCAGAAAUGAUCUCUAUUUUAUUACUUCAUAUUAAUUUAAUAAACCGUAUUUUUAAAGGCAGCUCUCAUGGAACAUAUAACUUUAAAGUAAAUAUAAACGAUUAGAAAGCAGUUAUUUGCCAUAAGUCAAUCUAAUAUCAAUUUAAUGACAUUACAAUAGGAGUCAUUAUACAAUAGCGAGGCGGGCGGAUUAUAUUUAAGAUAUCAAAAACCUAUGCUAGUAGCCAAAUGACUACGAAUACGGUCUAUCGUGAAUAUAAAGUUGUUACACUAGAUGUUUUGGAAACUUAAAGUCUUGUUGUUGACAUAUACAAUUAAACAUUCGACUUAGAGUAGAGGUUUGAGAGUUACAUCUGUCGGGACGCCACUUGGUACAUGACGUGACCUUACUGUGUCGAAGAGUGCCCAAAAUAGGCCGCAUGCAAGAAACAAAUCUAAAUUUUGCCAAUGAAAUUAAAACCUAUAAUGUAGAAAUAGAGCUGAUUUCGGUUUGAGUGAAAAUUUAUCAAAACAAAACAAAUGCAACCCUAUACCGACUGAAAAUGAUUUAAAUUUCAUCGAACUUAAUUAGUAAUGUAGGUAUAGUCACGUCUGAAAAUAUCAAUACGAAAAAGUGCCAAAAAUAUGUAUACACUACCAUAAUAUACGGGAAAUAAAAGUCGUGUAUACAUAUUUUUGGCACUUUUUUCUUAUCGAUAUUUUCAGACGUUACCGUACAGUCAUGGACUUUAAUUGUUGAUCCAUUAAGGCAUAGUACAAAGAGUGGGGAAGUAGGUUAUCUUCAUACAAACGCACCGCGCGCGGCCUGUAUGUGUGCGCCAUAUCUAUGCGUCGCCGCACGCACACUCAAACAAAAUCUCGACCCGUGUGUCAGUGCGCUAGUCGGGCCUUUUGUUUAAGUGUGCGUGCGGCGACGUAAAGAUAUUAUGGCGCACACAUACAAGCCGCGUGCGGUGCGUUUGUAUGAAGAUAACCUACUUCCCCACUCUUUGUACUAUGAUUCAGAGUUCAAGCUAAUUUGGCUGUUAAUACUAACGGUAUGAAAUGUCCAAUGUAAAGUAAGCCCUAAAUGGCUCAUCAAUUAAAGUCCGCGACUAUACGACCGUGAGCCUUACAAGAGGUUUGAACCAAUUAGAUUACUUUUAAUUUUGAUGCUUAGGAAUAAAUGUGGUAUUCUUUUUUUCGUUUUGCUACUACGUUGUAAAAACUAUAAUACACGUUUGUUUUAAAGCUUGACCAGUAAUAUAUGACCACGCGCCAUAUUGCGGAAUUUAAUUAGAACUACAUUUUUCAUACUAAACUGGACUGUCACCCCAUACAUGAGAAUAACAGCGCCCUCUUCACAAUGAUCAUAUAUUUCUGGUCAGGCUUUACUUACAUACUUAUAGAAUUUUAUAUACUUUAACUAAAAGCGUGCCUAAAAUGUAAGACUAUUUGUUGAUUAUUAGAAAGCUUGUACCAAAAAUGGCGUCUCGAUCAAAACUAUGUUAUAGCGUAAACUGUUGUUAUGACACAUUUUUAUAAGAUUCCUGACUAACACUUGUUACUCGGCAUAGCGUUGUAGUUAUAAAUAUGUAUAGUCUUCAAACCUACCACAGAGAGGUUUAAAACUGUUCUAACUUUUAAUAUAA
Molecule: messenger RNA, 7954 nt
Organism: Cydia pomonella (codling moth)
Lineage: Eukaryota; Metazoa; Arthropoda; Insecta; Lepidoptera; Tortricidae
Gene: cyst
Product: rho guanine nucleotide exchange factor 18
Exons: 34
Coding region: 550-4461 (1303 amino acids)
Biological process (GO): regulation of Rho protein signal transduction
Molecular function (GO): guanyl-nucleotide exchange factor activity
Source: RefSeq, a predicted model, not a curated record